Molecule: messenger RNA, 1705 nt
Organism: Urocitellus parryii (Arctic ground squirrel)
Lineage: Eukaryota; Metazoa; Chordata; Mammalia; Rodentia; Sciuridae
Gene: Txk
Product: TXK tyrosine kinase
Biological process (GO): protein phosphorylation
Molecular function (GO): ATP binding; protein tyrosine kinase activity; protein binding
Source: RefSeq, a predicted model, not a curated record
AUGAUCUGCUUUUCAGAUAAUACCUUCCAGUCCAUUUUCUGUUGCUGCUGUUGCUGCUCAGUACAGAAGCGACAAGUGAGAACACAAAUAAGCCUGAGCAGAGAUGAAGAACUUCCAGAAAACUACACUCAGCGUCACAGAUGGUGGCUCAGCGAACCGUCAAGUAAGAAGCAUUCCAACAGGAGCUGUGGGCAACCUUCAAAACGCAAGCCAUUGCCUCCCCUUCCACCCUCUGAGCUUGCUGAAGAGAAGAUCCAGGUCAAGGCGCUGUAUGAUUUCCUGCCCCGAGAACCCUGUAAUUUAGCACUGAAGAGAGCAGAAGAAUACCUGAUUUUGGAGAAGUAUGAUCCUCACUGGUGGAAGGCGAGAGACCGUUUAGGGAACGAGGGCUUAAUCCCAAGCAACUAUGUGACUGAAAACAGACUCACCAAUUUGGAAUUAUAUGAGUGGUACCAUAGGAACAUUACCAGAAAUCAGGCAGAACGUCUAUUGAAACAGGAGGCUAAAGAAGGUGCAUUUAUUGUCAGAGAUUCAAGACAUUUGGGGUCUUACACCAUUUCCGUGUUUAUAAGAGCUAGAAGAAGUACAGAGGCUACAAUAAAACAUUAUCAGAUUAAAAGGAAUGAUUCCGGACAGUGGUAUGUGGCUGAAAGACACCUUUUUCCUUCAGUGCCUGAGUUGAUCUGGUAUCACCAGCACAAUGCCGCUGGUCUCCUGACCCGCCUCCGCUGCCCAGUUGGACUGAUGGGUUGUUUACCAGCCACAGCUGGCUUUAGCUAUGAAAAGUGGGAGAUAGAUCCGACUGAACUGGCUUUUAUCAAGGAGAUUGGAAGCGGUCAGUUUGGGGUGGUUCACUUAGGUGAAUGGCGAGCACAUCUCCCGGUAGCUAUCAAGGCCAUCAAUGAAGGCUCUAUGUCGGAAGAGGAUUUCAUUGAAGAAGCCAAAGUGAUGAUGAAACUAUCCCAUUCAAGGCUGGUUCAGCUUUAUGGGGUAUGUAUACAGCAGAAGCCCCUUUAUAUUGUGACAGAGUUUAUGGAGAAUGGCUGCCUGCUUAACUACCUCAGGGACAGAAAAGGAAAGCUUAGGAAGGAGAUGCUCCUGAGUGUGUGCCAGGAUGUGUGUGAAGGAAUGGAAUAUCUGGAGAGGAACUGCUAUAUCCACAGAGAUUUAGCAGCAAGGAAUUGUUUGGUCAGUUCUACAUGUAUAGUAAAGAUUUCGGACUUUGGAAUGACCAGGUAUGUUUUGGAUGAUGAAUAUAUCAGUUCUUCUGGAGCCAAGUUCCCAAUCAAGUGGUCUCCUCCUGAAGUUUUCCAUUUCAACAAAUACAGCAGUAAAUCUGACGUCUGGUCAUUUGGAGUUUUAAUGUGGGAAGUUUUCACAGAAGGAAAAAUGCCUUUUGAAAAUAAGUCAAAUCUCCAAGUCGUGGAAGCCAUUUCUAACGGUUUCCGGCUGUAUCGCCCUCACCUGGCCCCCAUGGCAGUAUAUGAAGUUAUGUACAGCUGCUGGCAUGAGACCCCUAAAGGCCGCCCAGCAUUUACUGAGUUGCUACAAGUGCUCACAGAAAUUGCAGAAACCUGGUGACCUGAAAUGCAAUGCCAACCCAGAGGAUCAUCUUGCGAAAUUGUCACAAGAGCUAAUCAUGAGUGGGAUGCCACUAAAGGGAAUGUCUUCCUGUAGAGCUGCUGAUUCCUGGAAAUAGGGCAGA